GAUUAGGAAUCUUUCCACAAACCUUAGGAGCUUUAGGACACACUUCUAUUUUGCAGGUAACAAUGUAACUCAUGGGUAUGGUGAUGGGAUGGAAGAGAAUUGACAGGAAGGACCAUUAUUUUUUUUUUACCAGGUAGACAAGGUGCCAUCCAUAUAAUUAUUUGAGGUUCCUAUCAAUUCAAUCUUCUUGGUGUCCUGCCAGUUUGGAUAUUAGAAUAUUGUUGAGGAGUGCGAUGGAUAAGAAGGAGAAAAAUUUCCUCACGGUGGCACCUUUUGAGUGUGCUUGGCUCAAGGAUUUAAGAUUCAGGGAAGCAGGACGGGGUUGUGUGGUUUUCGAAGCUUCCGCUCAUAACGAUGUCACGUUGGUGUUCCGGGAGAAUGUGGGAAGUCAACAUUACCAUUAUAAACGAGACAGCAAUCCUCAUUAUACAGUCAUAUUAGGUAGUCAUCGAAAUCGACGUCUAAGGAUUAUUGCUGAUGGGAAAACUGUUGUUGAUGUGGAGGGUGUUGCUCUUUGCAGUUCUGCAUUUCAGAGCUAUUGGAUCAGUGUCUAUGAUGGUUUGAUCAGCAUUGGGAAGGGGAGAUACCCUUUUCAAAAUCUGGUCUUCCAAUGGCUUGAUACAAAUCCAAACUGUAGCGUUCGAUAUAUUGGACUUAGUAGCUGGGAUAAACAUGUGGGAUAUAGAAAUGUUAAUGUUUUGCCGCCAACGCAGGACCAUAUUUCGUUGUGGAAGCAUGUGGAUAAUGGUAAUGAAGGCGAGGCAGACAAGGAACUGGAGUUAGAAGAUGAAUACAUGGAUUACAAAAACUGGGGCCUUGAACAUUUUCUAGAAAGUUGGGAUUUAUCUGAUGUGCUUUUUAGUGUAGAUUCCGGAGAAACACUUGUACCUGCUCACAAGGCUAUCUUAGCUGCUUCGGGCAACUUUCCCUUGAAUUUGUUGGAAGAUGUUGUGCAGCUACAUGGAGUAGAAUAUCCAGUUCUUCAUGCUCUUCUUCAAUAUAUCUACACAGGUCAAACUGAGAUUCUAGAGUCUCAACUUGGUUCCUUGAGGGAUCUAGCCUCACAAUUUGAAGUGACAGCCUUAGUGAACCAGUGCGAUGACAUUAUGGAACAAUUUAAACUGAACAAAAAGUUGUUUGACUCGGAUAAAAGGGUGGAAAUAUCAUAUCCAAAGAUUCAACCAGGUUGUAGUACAGUCUUUCCCUCCGGGCUUCUAGUAAAUGUGCAGAGGCUCAAACAAUUACAAUGUUCUGGCGAGUUCAGUGAUGUAUGCAUAUAUAUACAAGGUCACGGAUUUGUUGCCCAUGUGCACAAAAUCAUUCUUAGCUUAUGGAGCAUGCCAUUUGAAAGGAUGUUCACAAAUGGAAUGAGUGAAACAAUGUCCUCUGAGGUUUAUAUCAGGGAUGUAUCACCAGAGGCUUUUCAAACCAUGCUCAAAUUCAUGUAUAGUGGAGAACUCAGUAAAGAUGUUACGAUGGAGUCUGACUUCUUGUUACUUCAACUACUGCUUUUAGCCGAUCAAUUUGGUGUCACUCUUCUCCAUCAAGAAUGCUGUAAAAUACUUUUAGAAUGUCUUUCAGAGGAUUCAGUAUGUUCCAUCCUUCAAGUUGUUUCAUCAAUUCCAUGUUGUAAACUCAUUGAAGAAACUUGUGAGAGGAAGUUUUCAAUGCACUUCGAUUAUUGUACAACUGCAAACAUUGAAUUUGUCGUAUUGGAUGAGACAACUUUUCGCAAAAUCCUUCAGUGUCCUGAUUUGACUGUGACAUCUGAGGAAAAAGUACUCAAUGCAAUCUUAAUGUGGGGUUUAGAAGCUAGUGAAUUAUGUGGGUGGACCACGGUAGAUGAGCUAAUGACAUAUUCAGACCCCGAUAUCCUUUUUGGCAAGAGAUUUCAAUCAGUCCAGGAUUUGCUUCCUCUUGUGCGAUUUCCGUUACUCCCGUAUACCUUAUUGGAGAAGUUGGACAAGAGCAGCAUUAGCAGGAAGAUUCAUAGCUUCAAGAAUCUUAUACAGGAGGGUAUCGACUUUGUGAAACUUGAACCAUCAAGGCUAGAGGACAAGAAAAAGAACAAUGUGAGAUUUCAACAUAGACGGUCUAGUUAUAAAGAGCUGCUAUACAUCUGUGAUGGGGACAGCAAUGGAGUUCUAUUCUUUGCUGGCACCUCAUAUGGAGAGCACCAGUGGGUCAAUCCCAUUCUUUCAAAGAAAAUUACUAUUACUGCAAGCAGUCCACCCUCAAGGUACACAGAUUCAAAGGUUGUGGCUUCAAGAACAUACCAGGGAACUUCCUUUGCCGGCCCUCGCCUUGAAGAUGGGCAGACUUAUUCAUGGUGGAUGGUUGAUAUUGGCAAAGAUCAUCAGCUGAUGUGCAAUUACUAUACAUUGAGACAAGAUGGGUCAAGGGCAUUCGUCAGAUACUGGAAUCUCCAGGGAUCAUUUGAUGGGAAAACUUGGACGAACUUGCGAGUACAUGAGAAUGAUAAGACGGUGUGCAAGCCGGGGCAGUUUGCAUCAUGGCCAGUAACUGGACCAAACACUCUGCUUCCAUUUAGAUUCUUUCGUGUUCUUCUUACAGCUCCAACUACUGAUGCUUCAAAUCCAUGGAACUUGUGCAUUUGCUUUUUGGAAUUGUAUGGCUACUUCCUCUAGCUUGCUAUACCUGUAUUAUACACCAUUUCCUUCUACGCCCAUUUCUUGUUCUUGAGCUGUAAAUUGUGCGGCUACAUCACACCGUUUCACUGUAAUUUAAAGGUUGAGUUGCUUGUAAGGAUUGUCUAAGAACUUUUUAAUCUCGGAUAUUUUGGAAUAAAGAUUUUUGGGUGUGUUUGGAUUUUU
Momordica charantia (bitter melon) is the source of this 2834-nucleotide messenger RNA. Lineage: Eukaryota; Viridiplantae; Streptophyta; Magnoliopsida; Cucurbitales; Cucurbitaceae. The record is from RefSeq and is a predicted model, not a curated record.